GAACCACCGUCUCAUGAACCCCCUAUAAAUAGGGGGCCUCUCUUCCUCUAAUCAUCAUCCAGACAGCUGCUCCUGUGUCAAGACUGAAACAGAGUCGGGGGAUAUACUAAACAGAGGAUGAAGAUGAGAAUGGCUGCUCACGAGGGAAGGCAUCAUCAUGGUCCACGUCCUCAUCAUGGGAUGGGUAACGGAGGUGGACAUGGGCACCAUGGCGGGCAUGGUCCCCAUGUAGGAGGGCUUAUCUUUGGGCAUGGUCUCAGAGGACAUGGGGCUCAUGGUCAUGGACAUGGACGUGGGCAUCACCUGAGGGGUCUGUUAGGAGAUGGGCAUGGUCUCAUAGGACAUGGGGGUCAUGGUCAUGGACAUGCGCAUCAAGUGAGGGGUCGUUUAGGCCAUGGGCACGGACUUUUCAAAGAUGGUCAUCAUGGUCAUCGCCAUGGUCACGGCCACGGUGACAAAGGGAGGCGCCAUGCGCAUGGCCGGUGGGGGAGGCGUCAUCACUAUAUGGGGCAACCGGAACAAGAACAGGAACAGGAACAGGAAGAGGUGGCUGCGAUGCCCACUUCGAUUACUGAGCAGCUCGGUACUCUCGCUCCCACAGCCGACUAGAGAGGACGCUUGGAGCUGGGGCUUGGACGAUAAGGACGCCGUGUCAGCAAUAAUGUGUCUUGGGGAUUUCGCGCUUUGGUUCCUCCCAGUAACCAUUGCCGGUUUUAUCAUUUAGGGUGUAAUUUCGUUGGAUGAUCAGAUUCAGCGGUCGAAGUGUUGUGGAGGUUAAUGGAAGUUUCUUUUUACUGUUUGUGUACCAACAUGAUACCACGGUACACUAAAUAUUACGUGAUGAUAUCGGUCAUCUGAGGUGCGGAACAGAUGAUUCGAUAUGUUUUAUGCAGAAGAUUUGAAGGUUCUGAAUUAGAAAUGAUAUGGUCUGAGCU
Syzygium oleosum is the source of this 935-nucleotide messenger RNA. RefSeq lists its product as uncharacterized. The record is from RefSeq and is a predicted model, not a curated record. The coding region runs from base 118 to 609 and encodes 163 amino acids. NCBI's taxonomy places the organism in Eukaryota, Viridiplantae, Streptophyta, Magnoliopsida, Myrtales, Myrtaceae. The transcript has a single exon.